Molecule: messenger RNA, 351 nt
Organism: Lactuca saligna
Lineage: Eukaryota; Viridiplantae; Streptophyta; Magnoliopsida; Asterales; Asteraceae
Source: the annotation of a GenBank genome assembly
AUGGAUACCCCCAAUCAUGUAGAUUUUGAUAAGGAUGAGCAUCGGAAGCGGGUACCUGCAUUCGCAAGCUUCCCUCUCGGCUUCUACUCGCCACUCUCGCAUAUCAGAGUAUCAUACCUGUCUUCUUCUUCGGCUGUCGGUGGAGUGUUGUUGCCACCAGACAUGAUGGCAGCAAGAGGAGUGUCGAUUGGAAUGAAGAACGAGAGGGAAAGCAGUAGCAGCAGGCAACAGAAAGUAUCAUACCACAACGAUUACAAUCAGUCGCUUCUUUUCAAUUGUAGACCAUUCUCGCUCAAUCGAAGGUUCAAUAUGCGACAACAAGUCUUUAUCAGGUGUGAUUCUUACUGUUAU